Molecule: messenger RNA, 6213 nt
Organism: Acipenser ruthenus (sterlet)
Lineage: Eukaryota; Metazoa; Chordata; Actinopteri; Acipenseriformes; Acipenseridae
Product: SID1 transmembrane family member 2-like
Exons: 8
Cellular component (GO): membrane
Source: RefSeq, a predicted model, not a curated record
UGCCUUCAACAACAUCCUGAGUAACCUGGGCUACGUCAUGCUGGGGCUGCUGUUCCUCCUCAUCGUGCUACAGAAAGACAUUCUCCACAAGAGGGCGCUGGAGCGCAAAGAGCUGGCUGCACUGGAGUGUGGGAUCCCGAAGCACUUUGGUCUGUUCUACGCCAUGGGCACGGCUCUGAUGAUGGAGGGGCUGCUCAGUGCCUGCUACCACGUGUGCCCAAACUACACCAACUUCCAGUUCGACACCUCGUUCAUGUAUAUGAUCGCUGGGCUCUGCAUGCUGAAGCUCUAUGAGAAGAGACACCCCGAUAUCAAUGCCAGUGCCUACAGUGCCUACGCCUGCCUGGCCAUGGUCAUCUUCUUCUCUGUGCUGGGAGUGGUCUUUGGGAAAGGGAACUCUGUGUUCUGGAUCGUGUUCUCUGUCAUUCACAUCUUGGCCACCCUGCUGCUCAGCACUCAGCUUUACUACAUGGGCCGCUGGAAACUGGACUCUGGUAUCCUGCGCAGGAUCCUGUACGUUGUGUACACAGACUGUAUCCGGCAGUGCAGUGGACCCAUGUACAUUGACCGCAUGGUGCUGCUGGUGAUGGGGAACAUCGUCAACUGGUCCCUGGCAGCGUUCGGCCUGAUCGUUCGACCCAACGACUUUGCCUCCUACCUGCUGGCCAUCGGGAUCUGUAACCUGCUGCUGUACUUCGCCUUCUACAUCAUCAUGAAGCUGCGCAGUGGCGAGCGGAUCCAGCUCCUUCCCUCCCUCUGUACCCUCGCUGUGUACAUGUGUUUGUGGUGUAACCCUGGUUGUCUCUCCUCAGCUGUGCAGUGGUGAGCGGAUUCAUCUCAUUCCCUCCCUCUGUACCCUCGCUGUGUACAUGUGUUUGUGGUGUAACCCUGGUUGUCUCUCCUCAGCUGUGCAGUGGUGAGCGGAUUCAUCUCAUUCCCUCCCUCUGUACCCUCGCUGUGUACAUGUGUUUGUGGUGUAACCCUGGUUGUCUCUCCUCAGCUGUGCAGUGGCGAGCGGAUUCAUCUCAUUCCCUCCCUCUGUAUCCUCGCUGUGUACAUGUGUUUGUGGUGUAACCCUGGUUGUCUCUCCUCAGCUGCGCAGUGGCGAGCGGAUCCAGCUCCUUCCCUCCCUCUGUACCCUCGCUGUGUACAUGUGUUUGUGGUGUAACCCUGGUUGUCUCUCCUCAGCUGUGCAGUGGCGAGCGGAUUCAUCUCAUUCCCUCCCUCUGUAUCCUCGCUGUGUACAUGUGUUUGUGGUGUAACCCUGGUUGUCUCUCCUCAGCUGCGCAGUGGCGAGCGGAUCCAGCUCCUUCCCUCCCUCUGUAUCCUCGCUGUGUACAUGUGUUUGUGGUGUAACCCUGGUUGUCUCUCCUCAGCUGCGCAGUGGCGAGCGGAUCCAGCUCCUUCCCUCCCUCUGUACCCUCGCUGUGUACAUGUGUUUGUGGUGUAACCCUGGUUGUCUCUCCUCAGCUGUGCAGUGGCGAGCGGAUCCAGCUCCUUCCCUCCCUCUGUAUCCUCGCUGUGUACAUGUGUUUGUGGUGUAACCCUGGUUGUCUCUCCUCAGCUGCGCAGUGGCGAGCGGAUCCAGCUCCUUCCCUCCCUCUGUACCCUCGCUGUGUACAUGUGUUUGUGGUGUAACCCUGGUUGUCUCUCCUUAGCUGCGCAGUGGCGAGCGGAUUCAUCUCAUUCCCUCCCUCUGUACCCUCGCUGUGUACAUGUGUUUGUGGUGUAACCCUGGUUGUCUCUCCUCAGCUGCGCAGUGGCGAGCGGAUCCAGCUCCUUCCCUCCCUCUGUACCCUCGCUGUGUACAUGUGUUUGUGGUGUAACCCUGGUUGUCUCUCCUCAGCUGCGCAGUGGCGAGCGGAUCCAGCUCCUUCCCUCCCUCUGUACCCUCGCUGUGUACAUGUGUUUGUGGUGUAACCCUGGUUGUCUCUCCUCAGCUGCGCAGUGGCGAGCGGAUCCAGCUCCUUCCCUCCCUCUGUACCCUCGCUGUGUACAUGUGUUUGUGGUGUAACCCUGGUUGUCUCUCCUUAGCUGCGCAGUGGCGAGCGGAUUCAUCUCAUUCCCUCCCUCUGUACCCUCGCUGUGUACAUGUGUUUGUGGUGUAACCCUGGUUGUCUCUCCUCAGCUGUGCAGUGGCGAGCGGAUUCAUCUCAUUCCCUCCCUCUGUACCCUCGCUGUGUACAUGUGUUUGUGUUGUAACCCUGGUUGUCUCUCCUCAGCUGCGCAGUGGCGAGCGGAUUCAUCUCAUUCCCUCCCUCUGUACCCUCGCUGUGUACAUGUGUUUGUGGUGUAACCCUGGUUGUCUCUCCUCAGCUGUGCAGUGGCGAGCGGAUCCAGCUCCUUCCCUCCCUCUGUACCCUCGCUGUGUACAUGUGUUUGUGGUGUAACCCUGGUUGUCUCUCCUCAGCUGCGCAGUGGCGAGCGGAUCCAGCUCCUUCCCUCCCUCUGUAUCCUCGCUGUGUACAUGUGUUUGUGGUGCAACCCUGGUUGUCUCUCCUCAGCUGCGCAGUGGCGAGCGGAUCCAGCUCAUUCCCUCCCUCUGUACCCUCGCUGUGUACAUGUGUUUGUGGUGUAACCCUGGUUGUCUCUCCUCAGCUGCGCAGUGGCGAGCGGAUCCAGCUCCUUCCCUCCCUCUGUACCCUCGCUGUGUACAUGUGUUUGUGGUGUAACCCUGGUUGUCUCUCCUCAGCUGCGCAGUGGCGAGCGGAUCCAGCUCCUUCCCUCCCUCUGUACCCUCGCUGUGUACAUGUGUUUGUGGUGUAACCCUGGUUGUCUCUCCUCAGCUGCGCAGUGGCGAGCGGAUCCAGCUCCUUCCCUCCCUCUGUAUCCUCGCUGUGUACAUGUGUUUGUGGUGUAACCCUGGUUGUCUCUCCUCAGCUGCGCAGUGGCGAGCGGAUCCAGCUCCUUCCCUCCCUCUGUACCCUCGCUGUGUACAUGUGUUUGUGGUGUAACCCUGGUUGUCUCUCCUUAGCUGCGCAGUGGCGAGCGGAUUCAUCUCAUUCCCUCCCUCUGUACCCUCGCUGUGUACAUGUGUUUGUGGUGUAACCCUGGUUGUCUCUCCUCAGCUGCGCAGUGGCGAGCGGAUCCAGCUCCUUCCCUCCCUCUGUACCCUCGCUGUGUACAUGUGUUUGUGGUGUAACCCUGGUUGUCUCUCCUCAGCUGCGCAGUGGCGAGCGGAUCCAGCUCCUUCCCUCCCUCUGUACCCUCGCUGUGUACAUGUGUUUGUGGUGUAACCCUGGUUGUCUCUCCUCAGCUGCGCAGUGGCGAGCGGAUUCAUCUCAUUCCCUCCCUCUGUACCCUCGCUGUGUACAUGUGUUUGUGGUGUAACCCUGGUUGUCUCUCCUCAGCUGCGCAGUGGCGAGCGGAUCCAGCUCCUUCCCUCCCUCUGUACCCUCGCUGUGUACAUGUGUUUGUGGUGUAACCCUGGUUGUCUCUCCUCAGCUGCGCAGUGGCGAGCGGAUCCAGCUCCUUCCCUCCCUCUGUACCCUCGCUGUGUACAUGUGUUUGUGGUGUAACCCUGGUUGUCUCUCCUCAGCUGCGCAGUGGCGAGCGGAUUCAUCUCAUUCCCUCCCUCUGUACCCUCGCUGUGUACAUGUGUUUGUGGUGUAACCCUGGUUGUCUCUCCUUAGCUGCGCAGUGGCGAGCGGAUCCAGCUCCUUCCCUCCCUCUGUACCCUUGCUGUGUACAUGUGUUUGUGGUGUAACCCUGGUUGUCUCUCCUCAGCUGCGCAGUGGCGAGCGGAUCCAGCUCCUUCCCUCCCUCUGUACCCUCGCUGUGUACAUGUGUUUGUGGUGUAACCCUGGUUGUCUCUCCUCAGCUGCGCAGUGGCGAGCGGAUCCAGCUCCUUCCCUCCCUCUGUAUCCUCGCUGUGUACAUGUGUUUGUGGUGUAACCCUGGUUGUCUCUCCUCAGCUGCGCAGUGGCGAGCGGAUCCAGCUCCUUCCCUCCCUCUGUACCCUCGCUGUGUACAUGUGUUUGUGGUGUAACCCUGGUUGUCUCUCCUUAGCUGCGCAGUGGCGAGCGGAUUCAUCUCAUUCCCUCCCUCUGUACCCUCGCUGUGUACAUGUGUUUGUGGUGUAACCCUGGUUGUCUCUCCUCAGCUGCGCAGUGGCGAGCGGAUCCAGCUCCUUCCCUCCCUCUGUACCCUCGCUGUGUACAUGUGUUUGUGGUGUAACCCUGGUUGUCUCUCCUCAGCUGCGCAGUGGCGAGCGGAUCCAGCUCCUUCCCUCCCUCUGUACCCUCGCUGUGUACAUGUGUUUGUGGUGUAACCCUGGUUGUCUCUCCUCAGCUGCGCAGUGGCGAGCGGAUUCAUCUCAUUCCCUCCCUCUGUACCCUCGCUGUGUACAUGUGUUUGUGGUGUAACCCUGGUUGUCUCUCCUCAGCUGCGCAGUGGCGAGCGGAUCCAGCUCCUUCCCUCCCUCUGUACCCUCGCUGUGUACAUGUGUUUGUGGUGUAACCCUGGUUGUCUCUCCUCAGCUGCGCAGUGGCGAGCGGAUCCAGCUCCUUCCCUCCCUCUGUACCCUCGCUGUGUACAUGUGUUUGUGGUGUAACCCUGGUUGUCUCUCCUCAGCUGCGCAGUGGCGAGCGGAUCCAUCUCAUUCCCUCCCUCUGUACCCUCGCUGUGUACAUGUGUUUGUGGUGUAACCCUGGUUGUCUCUCCUUAGCUGCGCAGUGGCGAGCGGAUCCAGCUCCUUCCCUCCCUCUGUACCCUCGCUGUGUACAUGUGUUUGUGGUGUAACCCUGGUUGUCUCUCCUCAGCUGCGCAGUGGCGAGCGGAUCCAGCUCCUUCCCUCCCUCUGUACCCUCGCUGUGUACAUGUGUUUGUGGUGUAACCCUGGUUGUCUCUCCUCAGCUGCGCAGUGGCGAGCGGAUCCAGCUCCUUCCCUCCCUCUGUACCCUCGCUGUGUACAUGUGUUUGUGGUGUAACCCUGGUUGUCUCUCCUCAGCUGCGCAGUGGCGAGCGGAUCCAGCUCCUUCCCUCCCUCUGUACCCUCGCUGUGUACAUGUGUUUGUGGUGUAACCCUGGUUGUCUCUCCUCAGCUGCGCAGUGGCGAGCGGAUCCAGCUCCUUCCCUCCCUCUGUACCCUCGCUGUGUACAUGUGUUUGUGGUGUAACCCUGGUUGUCUCUCCUCAGCUGCGCAGUGGCGAGCGGAUCCAGCUCCUUCCCUCCCUCUGUACCCUCGCUGUGUACAUGUGUUUGUGGUGUAACCCUGGUUGUCUCUCCUCAGCUGCGCAGUGGCGAGCGGAUCCAGCUCCUUCCCUCCCUCUGUACCCUCGCUGUGUACAUGUGUUUGUGGUGUAACCCUGGUUGUCUCUCCUCAGCUGCGCAGUGGCGAGCGGAUCCAGCUCCUUCCCUCCCUCUGUACCCUCGCUGUGUACAUGUGUUUGUGGUGUAACCCUGGUUGUCUCUCCUCAGCUGCGCAGUGGCGAGCGGAUCCAGCUCCUUCCCUCCCUCUGUACCCUCGCUGUGUACAUGUGUUUGUGGUGUAACCCUGGUUGUCUCUCCUUAGCUGCGCAGUGGCGAGCGGAUCCAGCUCCUUCCCUCCCUCUGUACCCUCGCUGUGUACAUGUGUUUGUGGUGUAACCCUGGUUGUCUCUCCUCAGCUGCGCAGUGGCGAGCGGAUCCAGCUCCUUCCCUCCCUCUGUACCCUCGCUGUGUACAUGUGUUUGUGGUGUAACCCUGGUUGUCUCUCCUCAGCUGCGCAGUGGCGAGCGGAUCCAGCUCCUUCCCUCCCUCUGUACCCUCGCUGUGUACAUGUGUUUGUGGUGUAACCCUGGUUGUCUCUCCUCAGCUGCGCAGUGGCGAGCGGAUCCAGCUCCUUCCCUCCCUCUGUACCCUCGCUGUGUACAUGUGUUUGUGGUGUAACCCUGGUUGUCUCUCCUCAGCUGCGCAGUGGCGAGCGGAUCCAGCUCCUUCCCUCCCUCUGUACCCUCGCUGUGUACAUGUGUUUGUGGUGUAACCCUGGUUGUCUCUCCUCAGCUGCGCAGUGGCGAGCGGAUCCAGCUCCUUCCCUCCCUCUGUACCCUCGCUGUGUACAUGUGUUUGUGGUGUAACCCUGGUUGUCUCUCCUCAGCUGCGCAGUGGCGAGCGGAUCCAGCUCCUUCCCUCCCUCUGUACCCUCGCUGUGUACAUGUGUUUGUGGUGUAACCCUGGUUGUCUCUCCUCAGCUGCGCAGUGGCGAGCGGAUCCAGCUCCUUCCCUCCCUCUGUA